GAUUGGCACAAUAGAUGUGACCGUAACCUGACUUUUAGAGAAAGCACCAAGUCCAAACGGGAUUCUUCCUGCUCGUCCAGGAAAGCUGGGCAGGACUGAGAAAUAGUUGACAAGGAGUCUUUCGCACUCCUUGGAACACCAGAUCUCAACGAACGUCAAUGAUAAUCUUGAGGUUUCUGGCAACAUCCAUCGCAACAUGAAUCCGGACAUUUCCCAAUCAAGUGCUUUGGUUAGCACUGCUUUGGAGCUGCCAGAAGGGAUGGAUUUGCUGGACGACCUUGAUCUUCCUUCCCUGGACGACCUCUUGCUGCAGUUUUGCGAGAAUAGCGACAACGGCGUUUUGCAAGCUGAUUGUCAUAUCACUGGAAGCUGCUGCGGGCACACAUCACCCUGCAGCCAGGCCAGUGUGGGCCCUUCAGCAGGGCUGGCAAGCAAGCUUGGGGAGCGGUGCCUGCACACGCCAGAGGGCGAAAGCGCCUUGAUGGCCACUGGUACCACUGCUGUACCAUUCAACCCUCUGGACAGCAGCUGCAGCACUGGCCACGGGCGACAGCUUGCAGACUCAGCCCAGGCCACUCUCAGCCAGCACCAAGUUGAGAGACCCACCAGCAGCAAUGAUAGCAACCCCUGUGAAGAGAGCCCGCAGAGCAGCUCUGAUGUUUGUCACAAACGGCGCCGCAUGGCUGACGGUGACGCUGCCUCUUCUGGGGAGCAAGAGGAUGGUGGCCCUU
Molecule: messenger RNA, 731 nt
Organism: Coccomyxa subellipsoidea C-169
Lineage: Eukaryota; Viridiplantae; Chlorophyta; Trebouxiophyceae; Coccomyxaceae
Exons: 3
Source: RefSeq, a predicted model, not a curated record